This is a messenger RNA of Hemibagrus wyckioides, 3316 nucleotides long. RefSeq lists its product as uncharacterized. The record is from RefSeq and is a predicted model, not a curated record. The transcript is spliced from 3 exons. The coding region runs from base 242 to 1831 and encodes 529 amino acids. NCBI's taxonomy places the organism in Eukaryota, Metazoa, Chordata, Actinopteri, Siluriformes, Bagridae. Gene Ontology annotation, molecular function: GTP binding.
UCUGGAUGCCUUUAUAAGGGCUCUCAGCAACCCUGCCCAUUUUAGUUUCUUUUCAGAGCUGAACAAGAGACUGAUACAACAGAAGGUUCAGCUGAAAGUCCGGCGUCCUGCAGAACCCUCAGUGUUCCUCCUCCCCACAACCUUUGCACUGAGCUGUUAUUGUGUCUUACCUGAAACAGACUCUGUAAUAAAAACCCUGAUUUACUUCUCAAUAUCAGAUACCAGCAACCAGACAACAAUCAUGGCACAUUUUCCUUGUUCCUCUCAAAGGAAUGAAGACACAGAAAAACAAUUGAAUGAAAUCAGAAGAACCAGCAGAUCAAUAGAUGGAUUCAUCACCAGAUAUAUUCUAAACACCAGGACUGUAUUUGAUGGUGAAAGUGUGAAAAGAGCAGCAUUUGGAGAAAAACAGAAGAACAAACCUCAUAAAACCAUAUUAAUAGUUGGAGAAACAGGAACAGGAAAGUCGACUCUCACCAACUCCAUGGUCAACUACAUGCUGGGUGUCGAGAGUGAAGACAGAAUCUGGUGUGAGAUCAUAGAGACUAAAGAAAAACAAUCUGUUUCUCAGACUCAUGCAGUCACAGUGUAUGAUGUGUUUACUGAACACUGCCCAUUCUCUCUGACCGUCAUCGACACACCGGGAUUCGGAAGCACAGAAGGAAAAAAGGAGGAUUUGAGUGUUGCUGAAAGUUUACUUGAGUUAUUUAAAUCUACAGAUGGAGUUCAUGAACUUGAUGCAGUGUGUCUGGUGGUGACAUCCAGCACUGUUCGACUCACUGAUAGGCAGCACUAUAUUUUUAAUGCAGUUCUCUCUUUGUUCGGCCGUGACGUGGAGAAAAACAUUGUCCUGUUCAUCACACAUGCUGCCAAAAAGCCUACAAAUGCCAUUAAAGCCAUCAAGGAAUCCAAAGUCCCAUGUGCCCUGACCGAUAAAGGAGAUCCCGUGUAUUUCAGAUUCGACAACAGUCACUGUGAAGACUUUGACGAUGACGAAAUAUCAGAUGAUUAUCAAGCAUCAUGGAAUCAGUUAAACACAACCAUGGAGAACUUUCAGACCUUUCUGCAAGAAAUUAAACCCAUAAACCUGAAGAUAACUGAGGCAGUGCUGAAAAAACGCAAACAACUGACCGCAUCCAUCUUCAAUAUACAGGAUAAGAUCAAACUGACGGAACUGAAACAGAAAGAGCUCGAGCAGACAAAAGAGGCUUUACAGAAACACGAGAAAGAAAAGAGAGACAAUAAUAACUUUGAGUAUGAAGUAGAUGAGGCCUAUAAACAAAAAGUACCACUAGAAUAUAGGUGGUGGCACUUUGGACAGAAAGAGGCCACUUGCUGUAGACUCUGUGAGGAGAACUGUCAUUACCCAGGAUGCUGGUGGGUCAGAAAUCUCUCCUGGUGUAGUGUCAUGAACAGUAGUGGGAAGUGCACAGUGUGUACUGGAAAGUGUCACUACACUAAACAUAUUAAAGAGGGGAAAAUCUAUGUGCCGAAGACAAGGAGGGUCAAGAAGACUAUGGAAGAUCUGAAAAAGAAAUACGAGACAAAGUCUGGAGAGAAGAAGAGCCUGAUGAGUGGAAUAGAGAAUGACAUGCGUGAGCUGGAAAAAGAGCAAAUCAGACUGGUAAAUGAGUGUUAUCAGUGUGUUGUCUUGAUGGAGGACAUCGCCUUGAAGAGUGACUCUGUGUUUACGCUGCAGCAUCUGGACUUUCUGAUUGAGAAAGUGAAGGAAACAGGAAACACAGAUCAAGUGCAGAAACUUGAAGAGAUGAAAAAAAGAAUGGAGGAAAAUUCAGCAAAGGCGUUUUCUGUUUUUAAAUCCAUGCAGUAAAUAAUGCACUAAAUCUGUCAUUUCUUUUAAAGUUGUGAAAUUUCCUCUAUAUUGGCCUAUCACACCGAACCCUCUAACAUAAUACAACAGUAACAAUAUCACUAAAUAUAACUGUAAAUUAAUAACAUUCAUUAUAUAUUCAUCAGGAUCAUUUAAAUUCCAUCAGUUAAUGAACAUACAAUAAGAUGAUGAUCUUACAUCAGUCCUCUUCAUUAAAACUUCUAUUGGUCUGUAUAACCUGUGCAUUUUCUACUUUCUUUAUGUGAAAAUGAGUAGUCCGGCAAUUGUUAGCAAAUUUUAGCACAUGAUUUGUUUGCCUCUGUCAGGAGGUUCAUAUGUGGAAGUAGAUUCAACAAUCAUUAUGUAAUCAUUUAUUUUCACAUCAUCUGGUCAUUAAACAUGAUUCUCAAAUGGCCUUGUGGAGCUCCUCACAGUUCUGCAUGGAAUAAAGAUAAAACCUAAAAACUAAAGACAUAAAGCUUUGCUGUAAUCAAAAGCUCUUCAGAGGUGGGACAUGAGAAGAUGAGAAGAAACCUGACUUUGUUGGUGAAUUGUUCAUAUUUACAUCAUAAGGUUUUAUCAUUUAUGUGAAAACUGCAUGAAAGAGAAGAGGGAGCUCAGUGUGGCUAGAAAAAAGACAAGAAAGAAAAGAGAAAGAAGCAGCCUGGUGGUGGUUCAGCAAACACAACUAGUGCAGGAACUUGAAGAACUGGUGACCAGCUCUCAGAACCUUCUGGAACUUUUGAGAAGAUGAUUUUCAGCUGGUUGCAUGUUAAUUUUUAUAAUCAAUGUCUCAUCCUCCACAACAUCCUUCAAGAUUGGUCUAUGAUCACUUUCAUGAAUGGUUUCCUACAUUACCCACAAUAGCAGUCGACUUCCUGAUAGUGGAUCAGUGGGGUUUGGCUUCAUCUUCUACUGAAAGAGAGAUGCAGCGGUGCUCUAGUCCUUUUAUUCUGACCAGCACACCCUCCUCCUCGUCUGUACACCCUGCUCAAAUAGAACAAACUCUUCCAACAUACUGAAAUAAUACUUGAGAUGGUCCCAGGAGCCACAGUGAUACCUGCUUAAGUGCUGUCUACAGUUUCCUGGCUGUGAAGAAGAAAGAAGUCUGGACCUCAACAGACUCCAUAAUACUCAAAUUCUCUGUUCCUGGACUGUGGUAUCUUUAGUGUUAGACUGGUAACAGCUCGCACAUGCCUCCUGUGGUCAGUAGGACCUCGGGAUGAAUAAGCUUUGCUCAUUAACAGUAUAGUGUAUGAAUAGAUUACUGUCCUGUCUCUCUGGAACCUUUCUGUACUCUGCUUGUGUACUUGUGUGCUAGAUUUAUACACCACAGUUACUGCAAGAACUUUAAUGAAUCUUCUUGACCUAAAUUAUCUGUAGGAGUGGAUGCACUGUGCUUCUGCCAUGUGAUUGGCUAACUGGAUAAAUGUACAAGUGUUCCUAUUAAUGUGGCAGUGAGUGUUAAUAAACUAUAUGUUUUAA